AUGCUAACUUACGCCGGGCCAUUCACAGUUACUUUUCGUGAAGAGCUAAAAGCGCAAUGGUCGGAGCUAUUGCGUCUGCACCAACUACCCUUCCAGGCAUCAUGCGGCCUCAAGCAAUUUCUUGGUGACCCCGUGACUAUUAGGCAAUGGAUUGCUUGGGGCUUGCCGAAUGAUGAACUGUCUAUCCAAAAUGGUAUCAUUAUGGAUCGUGCCAGAAGGUGGCCCCUAAUGAUUGACCCUCAAAGCCAGGCAAACCGUUUCAUCAAGAGAAGUGCUAGGGCUACUGAAAUUGGCUUCGAAGUUUUUAAAUUGUCUGAUGCGGCAUUUAUGAGGGAACUUGAGCUAUCUAUCCAGCUUGGAAAGUGGGUUCUUAUAGAAAAUGUUUCAGAAACUUUGGAUCCAGCCCUCGACCCGGUCCUUCUCCAGCAGAAGACGAAGAGUGGCUCAGGCUACUGCAUCCGGCUUGGCGAAAAACCAAUUCCUUGGGGACCCUCCUUUAAACUUUUCAUGACGACAAAGCUCCCCAAUCCAAAGUUUUCUGUGGACACUUUCGUCAAGACAACGGUCAUUAAUUUCGCAAUCACUCCAGAAGGGCUAGAGGACCAAAUGCUAGGCCUUGUUGUGACCAAGGAAGCACCCCAGCUAGAAGAAAGGAAAGCUGCUUUGGCACAAAGCAACGCUGACAUGCGCCGAGAACUCAAAGACCUUCAAGACAAAAUCCUUCAGGUUAUGUCGCAGUCUCAAGGAAACAUCUUGGAUGAUGAAGUUUUGCUCAAUACUUUAGCUGCAUCGAAGCAGACUUCUGAAGAGAUCCAAGAGAAAGUUCAAGAAGCGGAAGUGACUGAGCGCGAGAUUGACGAAGCAAGGCAGUGCUACAGGAAAGUUGCGGCGCGCUGUAGCCAGCUCUUUUUCUGCCUCGUUGAACUAGCAGGCAUCGAGCCAAUGUAUCAAUACUCCCAGCAGUGGUUCCAGAACUUGAUUUCCCUUGGUAUAAGCGAGGCCGCACCAACUCCAAAUGUCGAGCAGCGCACGCAGUUGCUCGUGGACCAUCUUUCGUACUUGGUGUACCAAAAUGUGUCUAGGUCACUUUUCGUCCGGCAUAAGCUCUUGUUUGCCUUUGCUCUCAGCUUGCGAGUGCAAGCUAAAACUCCAGUAGAUCCUGCAGAGCUGCGCUUUCUACUGACGGGAACUGUAGCAGCAUCAAGCAACACGCCAAAUCCUACUUCGUGGCUUACAGAGAAGCAGUGGCAAGCACUGAGCGAGCUUUCUCAUCUGCGCGCGUUUGAGGGGCUGGCUAGCACAUUUCAGGAGGAGGAGGAAGGGUUUCGAAGAAUUUCUGACUCUCUUCGAGCAGAUCAAGAGCCACUGCCUGGCCGUUGGAAAUGUCUGAAUUCCAUUCAGAAAAUGUGCAUCCUCCGGAUUCUUCGCAUGGAUUCUUUGACCGCUGCUGCAAGCAGCUAUAUUGAGUCGGAACUCGGAGCCCGCUUUUUGGAGCCCCCCCCGUUUGACCUAGCUCAGUGUUAUAAAGACUCCACAUCCCAGACGCCGUUGAUCUUCAUUUUGUCGCAAGGCUCCGACCCAAUAUCUGAGCUUCUUAGUUUUGCAAAAGAUAUGAAGAUGAGCAGGCGAUUUGAAUCAAUAUCAUUGGGACAAGGCCAGGGCCCAAAAGCUGCAAAGCUUAUUGAGGAAGGAUGUAACAGGGGUGGGUGGGUACUUCUUCAAAAUUGUCAUCUUGCUGCUUCCUGGAUGAGCGAGCUUGAGAGGAUUUGCGAGCAGUGGAACCCUGAGGAAAUUCAUCGUGAUUUCAGACUCUGGUUGACAUCCAUGCCAUCCUCAUCCUUUCCUGUAUCCGUCCUUCAAGUUGGUGUAAAAAUGACAAAUGAGCCACCAAAGGGUCUGAAGGCAAACUUGCAGCGUCUCUACGCUGGAAUUGACAACCGGCAGCUCAAUGCUACGCAACAGCCUACGCAGUUCAAAAGGCUGUAUUUUGCGCUUUGCUUCUUUCAUGCCAUAGUGACGGAACGCCGGCGCUUUGGGCCAAUAGGAUGGAACAUUUACUACGAAUUCACUCAAGAUGAUCUGGUUGUAUGCCAGAGGCAGCUUAGAAUAUUCAUGGAUGCCAGCGAGAAGAUUCCCUUCAAGGUUUUGCGUUUCCUGGGUGCCCAAAUAAAUUACGGAGGCCGUGUCACUGAUGCCAACGACAAGAGGCUCAUUGACGUGAUUGCCGAUACUUACGUGAACGAAAGGCUUAUUAUCGAGGGAGCUUCUUAUAAAUUUUCAAAGUCGGGUAUCUACUACUGCCCAGAGGAAGGAGAUCUUGAAGGCUUUCAAAAGUAUAUUCAGUCAUUGCCUUCAAUUGACCAACCGGAGGUUUUUGGCCUCCACGAAAAUGCAAACAUUAACUGCGCCCAGAUGGAAGGCAAGGAGUUACUUGAUGGCAUACUAUCGAUGGCACCAAGAAGCAGUUCGGCGGGAUCAACAUCUCGCGAGUCGGCAGUAUCUGACGUUGCUAGCUACGUACAAAGUAUAAUACCAGAUCUGUUCGACGUAGAAUUUAUUCAGCAAAAAUAUCCUACUCGUUACGAUGAAUCCAUGAACACAGUUGUUGUGCAAGAGUCGAUCAGAUAUAAUGGCUUGCUCGCAAUCAUCAAUAAGACAAUAAAGGAUCUUCGUUUGGCGAUUCGCGGGCAAAUAGUGAUGACGGAGGAACUAGAAAAGAUUGCUGCAGCUCUCUUUGACAAUCAGGUCCCCAAAGUGUGGUCUGAUAGAGGCUUUGUUUCGAUGAAGCCUCUGGGCUCCUGGCUAAAGGAUUUAACAGCAAGACUUUCUUUUCUCCGGUCUUGGAUUGACCAAGGACCGCCUAAGUGCUUUUGGAUGGCCGGUCUUUUCUUUCCCCAGGCAUUCUUGACAGGCGUGCUCCAAAACUAUGCACGAAAGUACCGCGUUGCUGUUGAUAGGCUUUCUUUUGCAUUUACUAUUUUAAAAGACAAAGAUGACUCAUCAAUCAAGCAGGCUCCAGAGGAUGGCUGCUUUGUCCAAGGUAUUUUUUUGGAGGGCUGCCGUUGGGACUCUGACAUGAACACGUUGGUUUCUUCGCGUCCAAAAAUCCUCUUUGAAGAGCUUCCAGUGCUUUGGUUCCUUCCUCAAGAAGAUCGCGUGCAGGAAUCUACAUCCAUAUACAUGUGCCCUUUGUACAAGGUGCCGAGUAGAAAGGGAACUCUCUCGACAACCGGGCAUUCGACCAACUACAUCACCAGUAUUGAGCUUCCGUGUAUUGAUCCCCCUGACGUGCCAAUAAAGGCUGGCGUAGCUGCACUUCUUGCGCUUCAGGACUAA
Eimeria necatrix is the source of this 3336-nucleotide messenger RNA. Its product is annotated as Dynein heavy chain 3, axonemal, related. NCBI's taxonomy places the organism in Eukaryota, Apicomplexa, Conoidasida, Eucoccidiorida, Eimeriidae. Gene Ontology annotation, molecular function: dynein intermediate chain binding; dynein light intermediate chain binding; minus-end-directed microtubule motor activity. The coding region runs from base 1 to 3336 and encodes 1111 amino acids. The transcript has 19 exons. Gene Ontology annotation, cellular component: dynein complex. The record is from RefSeq and is a predicted model, not a curated record. Gene Ontology annotation, biological process: microtubule-based movement.